Messenger RNA from Striga asiatica, 2026 nucleotides. NCBI's taxonomy places the organism in Eukaryota, Viridiplantae, Streptophyta, Magnoliopsida, Lamiales, Orobanchaceae. The record is from the annotation of a GenBank genome assembly.
UGUAAGUCCACUCACGCACUUUUUUUUGCAAUUUUGUACACACAAAAUAACUGUUCAUUCGUACAUACACGGAUUUUUUUGAUACAAAAAUCUUGGUAGCCUAUCAAAAUAUGGAAAUCCCAGAUGCAUUUUCUCUCAAAAAUUUCUCCUUUUUCGUCUAUAGCUGCGAAAUAUUAUUUUUCUGGAACAAAUCUGGAACGUCCCUAGAGAAAUUUGUCCCAAAUUCUCCGUCCUUUUUCACUAUUUUACGCCUAGAAAUUAUCUUUUUUUGUUUUAUACCUUGCGAAAAGUCUUUUCUCAAUUUGCGGUUAGAUUUAUUAAAAAGAAGAUUUUUUUUUUCGCAUUGUGUUGCUGUGCAUUGAUCAAAUUCUUUGGUGGUACUCCGUAUCGUUGAUAUCAAACAGAUUUUCAAAAGUGUAGCCACAAAGCAUUGUUCUGAAACAAGAAGGAAAUGAGGGAUGUGUUCCACGUUUGGAAGAACAGUGUCCUCUUGCUUCCGGCCCUUGAGUCGAUAUGCCCGUAUGAGGAAGGAUGACGAUGAUGGUGCUGGAGGUGAAGAUGACUCACUCCUAUGGUCGAGGGACCUCGAGAAGCAUUUUCAGGGAGAAUUCUCUUUUGCGGUGGUCCAGGCGAACGAGGUCAUAGAGGAUCACAGCCAGGUCGAGACGGGCCGAGACGCCACUUUUGUUGGGGUCUAUGACGGCCACGGCGGGCCCGAGGCUGCUAAAUACAUUUGCGACCAUCUGUUUCGUCAUUUGCUUACCCUUGCACGAGAAAAUGGAAAGAUAUCAAAAGACGUCAUUAAGAAUGCAUUAUCGGAAACAGAAAACGGCUUUCUGACCCUUGUUAGGCGUGCCUACACAAUUAAACCAGCAAUUGCAGCAAUCGGGUCGUGUUGUUUGGUCGGGGUCAUCUGGAAAGGUAUCUUAUUUGUUGCCAAUUUGGGGGACUCGAGAGCUGUUAUGGGCUGCUUGGAUGGGUCGAAUAAAAUUGUUGCCGAGCAGUUGACGGCAGACCACAAUGCCAGCAUGGAGGAGGUCCGAAAAGAAUUGAAAGCUCUCCAUCCGGAUGAUUCACAGAUUGUGGUUAUGAAGCAAGGGGUUUGGCGUAUCAAGGGUAUCAUACAGGUAUCAAGGUCAAUAGGCGAUGCUUAUCUGAAAAGGCCAGAAUUCGCACUCGACUCAUCUUUUCCUAGAUUCCAUCUUCCUGAACCUCUUCGCCAGCCGGUGUUGAGAUCCGAUCCAGCCAUGGUCAUCCGAGAUUUAGUAAACACUGAUAAAUUCAUCAUUUUCGCAUCGGAUGGUCUUUGGGAACACUUGACGAAUCAAGAGGCUGUCCAGAUAGUUCAUAAUAAUCCAAGAACGGGUAUAGCCAGAAGACUAGUGGUAACAGCUUUACAGAGGGCAGCUGUGACCAGACAAAUACCAUACAAUGAAGUAAAGAAGCUUGAUCAGGGUGUAAGGAGACAUAUCCACGAUGAUAUUACUGUUGUUGUCAUCUUCAUAGACCACGAGACUAUGGGUAAUGACAAUUCUGGCCCCGAGCUAUCUGUAAGGGGAUUUGUUGAUACCAUUGGGCCAUCGAAUUUCAACUUCUAGUAUGAAAGAUGAUGAUUAAUUUAGCGAAAAAGUUAAACUGCAGCGAGUUUUGAGUUUGUUCAUCCACGUUCACAUUUUUCGUUCGUCACUUUCAUGGAAUUCUUAGUGAGACUUUUUGGGCCGGUUGGUUGUGUAUCUGUUACUUUCAUUUCCGGUGGGAAUACCAAAUUUCUCAAUCUCAUUUCAUCUGAACAAGGUGUGUGUAGGUUUAAGUAUAAGUACUCUAUUCAAGGAAACUUCCGUUUUCACUAUGUGAUAUUUGGCCAUUGGGGGCCCAUCCUUCUCGGUUAAUCUUCUAUGCUUCUGUUUCUGUCUUGGGUCUCAACGCACGAGUAAAUGUUGCGUGUAUCGUAAGUAAAGAUGCCAUACUGCGUCUGUAUGGUUUUCGCCCAUGAUUUGAUGAAUAAUGAAAAAGCAUUUUCGGCAAG